UAAAUAUUGCACGGACGGAAAUAAUAUUAAAAAAAAAAAAAGAAAAAACACCUUCAGCCGCCGUCACUCUCGAGCGUUGACAAUCCCUAGCGCCGCCGCCACCAGGUUGCAUCUUCGUCCCCUCCGGCGACUUUACACUGCAGUGCGGUUCCCUCCUGCUCAGGUCAGGCGAUAGCCAUAGUACGCCACCUCCGUCAAACCGCCAGUACAGAAUCGUAAACUGUCAAACGGAGAUGACAGAACCGUCGAUUCACCGUUUUGACGACGCUUCUCAUUCUCCUUUCACCCAUUCGAUAAUGAGCUGAACUUCCAUUGUCACUGUCAACUUGUUUCAGAACUCUGGAAUAGCGAAGAACAAUGGUGGAAACAUAUUUUCAGGCCGUUUCGUUGGUCGCUGCCCCAAACUACCCAAAUGCCAUUGCAUGGUCUGAUGAGAAUUUAAUCGCCGUUGCCUCAGGCCCCCUUGUCACUAUACUGAAUCCGGUAUCACCUUUUGGAGCAAGAGGCACUAUUACAAUCCCUGCAACUGAUCCACUUCGAAUAGGGUUGAUAGAGAGAGAAGAUUUAUUUUCUGACUGCUUGUUGACAACUUGCUUAUCUCGGGAUGAUCAGCCUCGUGCACAGUCCAUAUCAUGGUCUCCAAUUGGAAUGGCUCCUAAUGCAGGGUGCUUGUUGGCUGUUUGUACAUCUGAAGGAUGUGUGAAGCUUUACCGUCCACCGUUUUGUGACUUUAGUGCAGAAUGGACUGAGAUUAUGGACAUAUCAAAUAAGCUUUAUGAUUAUCUUGAAAGUAUUAAAUACGGGGAGCUGGAUGUUCUUUCCUACAAGCGUUCUGAUAUUCCAGUGAAGGAAGGUGUGAAUGCUGCUGGUGUCCAAGAGCAUUUCACAAAGGAGAACAGCAAGCGAAGAAAGAAAGAUGAACUCAACUUAAAUUUGAAUCGAGCAUUGGAGAAAUCAAAAGAGAAGCGUCCCAAGAGGAGAACUGAAGAUAGCUCCACGCUUCCAUUGAUUAGUGCACAACAAUAUGCUUCUCGCAGUGCAAUGUUGUUGUCUCUUGUUAUUGCUUGGUCCCCAGUAAUAAAGCCAUCUCGUACGGUUCAUUCGCAUGAGAAUUCAUCUGUUAGUGUUCUUGCAGUAGGAACAAAGUCUGGUAAAGUUUCAUUUUGGAAAGUUUAUGUACCAGAAUGCUACUCCCUUGCUGAGUGCAUGGUUCCAACAAGAGUUCUGCUUGUUGGGAUUCUUCAGGCACACAAUUCAUGGAUCAACUGUAUCAGUUGGAUGUUGUUUGAUUCUGAUUCAUCAAAUCCAAAGGUUUUAUUGGCAACUGGGAGCAUGGAUGGGAGUGUGAGGAUCUGGCAAUGUUACUGUGAAGAGUUGUUAGCAUCUUCAGACUCUAAUUUUGCAUCAUUCUCCCUAUUGAAGGAGGUUAUCAGUGGUGAAGGAGUGCCAACUGUACUCUCACUCUAUGCACCCAAUUUACCUGUGCAUAAACUAUUUUUGGCCGUUGGCAGAGGAUCUGGUUCACUUGAAAUAAGGAUAUUUAACCUAUCUAGCUGUGAAUUCGAUAACGUCAGGCUGUAUGAUGCACAUGAUCACGUUGUUACAGGUGUAGCUUGGGCUUUUGAUGGACGUUAUUUGUUCACCUGCAGUGAGGAUAAUAUUCUGCGAGGUUGGAGUUUAGACGAGAGUUCUCUCCGUGAAGUACCCAUUUCAUCCCAUAUCCCUGAUCUUGGAGGCUCAGGCUCCAUUGAUCUUCCAGAUACAUUUCGGUCAUGCUUUGGCAUUGCAGUGUCCCCAGGAAAUCUUGUGGCUGCCGUGGUUCGCAACUUUGAUCUUGAAUCACUUGAUCGAAUGUACCAAGCAAGGACUCAGAAAGCUGCUGUUCAAUUCUUCUGGAUCGGUGGAGAAGAAAUAGAAGUCAUGCCAAAGAGUUCUUCAUACUCUUAUACUGAAGAGCUUCCGGACGUUUCUAAGAAGGAAAUUGUUCAUUGGGAAUCUAGUCUCUUGUGGUCUUUAAAUCAAUUUAGAAAUCUGAAUAAACCUAUGGUUGUGUGGGAUGUUGUAGCCGCUUUGCUAGCAUUCCGGCAGUCCAUACCAGAAUAUGUUGAUCACAUUCUACUUAAGUGGCUUUCAACGUCAUAUCUACAAUGGAACAAUGAGCUCUCUGCUACAAAGAUUUUGGCACAUGUCUCGAGAAAUGUGUCAACAUUUUCUACUCGCCAACUUCACCUCCUUAACAUUAUUUGUAGACGUGUAGUUCUGUCAGAAUUGAUACAGGAUCAAGUGAACAACGAUCUGCAGAAUUUGGAGAGGCUUAACGAUGCUGAAAAUGAAAAGCAUAUUUUGUGGAAGGAGUUGCUUUUAAGCAGUGAAAGAGAACUCCGUCAAAGGCUAAUCAGUCUAUGUUUUUUUGCAUGUGCAAAGCAUCGCUCACUGUCCACUACUGAAUGUCGACCUGGGUUCUGGUAUCCCACUGGAUUAGCGGAAAUGCAGCAGUGGAUCAUAUAUAAUCGCGAACAUUUACAGGAAUCGGUAAAAGUCAUUGCAUCAAAAGCAGGAAAUAACCGUUGGAGUAAACAUUCAGCAAUGGAGCAGUGCACCUACUGUUCAGCACCGGUUCCAUUCGAGUCUCCAGAACUUGGAUUUUGCCAGGGUGACAAGCGAAAUACUGGUGUCAGUCAGAGCCACAAACUAGUAAGGUGUUCUGUAUCAAUGCAGGUCUGCCCUGCUACUACUCCUUUAUGGUUCUGCAUGUGUUGUUAUAGAAAUGCUUUUAGAUUGGCUCCAGAUGUACUUUUCCAGUUGUCUGAGACUCCCAACUUUCGUUCUUUAAAACUCUCCAAUUUGGAGAUACCCUCGAAACCGUUAUGCCCCUUUUGUGGUAUACUGCUACAACGUCGACAGCCCGACUUCUUACUGUCAGCAUGCCCGGUGUAAGCGCAUUGAAGCUUGUAUAUAUUUGGUGAUCAUAGGUGAGAAUGAUUCAAGGCCAAGCAGCUUAAGUUAAGCCAAAUGAUUUAGAUAGUUGUGGGUGAUGGUAGUAUUAGCAUAAGCUUAGUGUAGUCCUCAGCUCGGAAUUGAGAAAUUAUUGAGAACAUGAAGUAGAUAUUUAGUGUACAUAUAUAUAUAUAGUUAAAAUGAUUAGAGAUAUAACUUAUAGAUGUAUUAGCAUUGGGAGAUCGUGUAUUUAAAUUUCUCGUCAUUUUUUCCCCCAA
Messenger RNA from Benincasa hispida (wax gourd), 3215 nucleotides. Its product is annotated as Transducin/WD40 repeat-like superfamily protein. The record is from RefSeq and is a predicted model, not a curated record. Gene Ontology annotation, biological process: transcription initiation at RNA polymerase III promoter. Gene Ontology annotation, molecular function: histone acetyltransferase activity; protein binding. Gene Ontology annotation, cellular component: transcription factor TFIIIC complex. NCBI's taxonomy places the organism in Eukaryota, Viridiplantae, Streptophyta, Magnoliopsida, Cucurbitales, Cucurbitaceae.